AUGUCUGAAAAGCCCAUUUUACCCUCAAUCGUGUCCAUGGGGGCUCUUACCAUCAACGAUAGUUCCAAAGACGGCUUUGGUUAUAAUCCAUCAGUGGGCCCUUCAUCGAACGCUAUCACGCCAGAGUCAUCAUCUAUUCUUCUUAAUAAGAGAUCCAUAAGUUUGACGCCCACGUCUCAGAACUCCAUAUACGACAAAACAGUCAAUACAAAGAAAGUCAACGAAAUCAGUCUAUCGUCCUUGGCAUUCCUCUUCUGUGAGGUGGUGAAUUGGGCGCUGUCACAGUCAAAAGGAAUUCAAGACUUAGAGAAUAGACUCAAUGGUCUCGGGUACCAGAUUGGACAGCGGUUCUUGGAACUUGUGAAGCUACGCGAGGGCAUGAAACACGGCAAAAGAGAAACGAAAAUCAUCGAAAUUCUACAAUUCAUCCAUGGUCCCUUUUGGAAAAGUGUAUUCGGAAAGACGGCCAACGAUUUGGAGAAGUCCCAGGACGUGAAUGACGAGUACAUGAUUAUCGACAACCUUCCGGUGAUCUCCAAGUUUAUCAGCAUACCUAAGGAAUAUGGAAACUUAAAUUGUCUGGCAUUCGUCGCUGGGAUAAUCGAAGGCGCCCUAGACUCUUCUGGCUUUCAUGCCACUGUUGUGGCCCAUUCAGCUCCUUUGGACAACCUUCCGCUUCGCACAGUAUUCUUGAUCAAGCUAGACGAACAACUACUUCUCAGAGAAGAGAUCAGAUUCAAUUAG
This is a messenger RNA of Candidozyma haemuli, 744 nucleotides long. Its product is annotated as TRAPP subunit. The record is from RefSeq and is a predicted model, not a curated record. Lineage: Eukaryota; Fungi; Ascomycota; Pichiomycetes; Serinales; Metschnikowiaceae. The transcript has a single exon. Bases 1 to 744 code for a protein of 247 amino acids. Gene Ontology annotation, biological process: endoplasmic reticulum to Golgi vesicle-mediated transport. Gene Ontology annotation, cellular component: TRAPPI protein complex; TRAPPIII protein complex; TRAPPII protein complex.